GCAGAGUUGCUGCCGAGGGGAGGUGGCUCGGCAGAGCCAUUCUGGCUCAAGUCCAUGUUGCUCAAGCGGGCUCCCCGCACCCCUGCUUCAAUGGAUGCGGUCAGGCAGGCGGCGCGGGCUGCGGGUCUGGGCGAGCUGGUGGACCAAGCUGAAAAGGCAGCCGGGUGCUGCAGCACUUGCCAGGGGUGCGGAGGUUGCGUCGAUUCCUCAUUCUUCGCCACGGUGGCAGACGUCACGGACAACUUCUCCGAGUGCGGCGAGUGCAUCGGGAGGGUAGCUGGGUGCUUUGCGUCGCCGCUGGCGUUUCCGCUCGUUUACCUUUGCCCUGCCGAGGGGCAAGCCGGCGGCGCGCUGUGGGCGGUCUCGAUGGAGGAUGCACCGUUGAAGCAGCCGCUGGUCUGCUGUUUCUCCGCGUGCCUUCCCUGCUUGGUGCAGUUCUGGGUGCGGCGGCGCGUACUGGACGAUGACAUGUCGCGAUACAUCUGCUUCCAGGGGCGCCGGGACGGGCCCUAUUGCUUGGCGAAUUGUAGCCCCGGCUUGCCAUUCACGUUUACGGCAGGAACUUACGGCGAGAAGGAGUACCCCAUGUUGUGCCUGUGUGCGGAGGCAACCCUGUGCACGAUGUGUGCGUUCCAAGUUUCUCGGGAGGUUCAGCGCGAAGAUCGCGGCCUGGGUCUAGAUCCCACAGAGAUUCGGGUUGCCGAGUGCUUGGCGUUCUUCGGCUCGAUUUCGCAGUGCCUCUGUUGCGCCGGCUGCUGCAUCAAGUGCAGUGGCUGCCUGGUGGGCUGCUGUCUUGGACAGACGGAGGGCGCGCAGGAGUUCGACGACAGCGCGCAGCGCCUCGGCAACUCGUGCCACAACGUCGCAAACAGCAUCCACCGUGGCAUGCACUGCGUCAUCACCAUCGCGGUAGGCUGCAUGUCGGCGCAGAUGGUGCAUGAGUCCUACCUGCCCGUCUCCAGAGCCUGCCCCGGAGCCCGCGCAGUCGGCGCGCCGCAGCAGGAGCGGAUGAGCCACGGCGGCGCGGCGGGGGACGCCGGCGCCGCCCACCUGGUGAGCGGCCACUGCCGCGCCGGUGGCGGCCAGGCAGUCGGCGCGCCCGAGCCGGAGCGGAUGAGCCACGGCGGCGCGGCGGGGGACGCCGGCGCCGCCCACCCGGUGAGCGGUCACUGCCGCGCCGGUGGCGGCCAGGCAGUCGGCGCGCCCGAGCCGGAGCGGAUGAGCCACGGCGGCGCGGCGGGGGACGGGAGCGCCGCCCACCCGGUGAGCGGUCACUGCCGCGCCGGCGCCGGCGCCGAGCGCCCCGGCGACGCAGACACGUGGUCCGUGCAGAGCGACGACCUGCCCGGGCCGCCCGUCCGCCCUGUGCUGUCCUACGACCCGUCGCGCCCCCGCGGGGUCGGGAGGCCCGUGCUGUGACGCUGGCCUCUCAGAGGGGAGCCCCUCGGGCUGUGAUGGGUGCGAUCGCCUCCGGGUGCGGCAUCUAACAUUUUUCCCCACCCAUCUCAAGCGUCCAGUUGUGAGAGCUGCCGCGCUGGGCGAUGGGGCGCGCUCUUUGCGCCUGGACACCUCUGCGGCCGGCCAGUGUUCGUGUUUCGCUCCGGCAGCGGGCUGUGGUUUGCAGCCAGUGGCGGCCCAAACUCCGCCCUCCUCUGUUCUCUCCUUCCCAUUGCUUGCUCCACCUCCCUUCCUCCUCC
This is a messenger RNA of Prorocentrum cordatum, 1697 nucleotides long. The record is from the annotation of a GenBank genome assembly. Lineage: Eukaryota; Dinophyceae; Prorocentrales; Prorocentraceae.